Molecule: messenger RNA, 1026 nt
Organism: Paramuricea clavata
Lineage: Eukaryota; Metazoa; Cnidaria; Anthozoa; Malacalcyonacea; Plexauridae
Source: the annotation of a GenBank genome assembly
AUGAAACACUUGCAACAAAACAACGUGCUAACGGACUGUCAACAUGGAUUUAGGGCAAAAAGAUCAACCGAAACCCAACUUAUUGUAACCAUACAUGAUCUGGCGAAUACAAUUCAACGUGGUGAGUCAACACAUGUUGCAGUCUUGGACUUUUCGAAAGCUUUUGACAAGGUACCCCAUCAACGACUUUUGAGGAAACUGUAUUAUUAUGGAAUUUCUGGAGAGUUAUUUGAUUGGUUCGAGUCUUUUCUUUCACAACGUUAUCAGUCUGUUGUAUGUGAAGGCAAAACAUCUACCCCCCUACUUGUGACGUCAGGAGUUCCCCAAGGGACAGUGCUUGGCCCGCUCCUAUUUUUAUUGUACAUUAAUGACUUGUCGGACAACUUGCAGUCAACUGUGAAACUUUUUGCUGAUGAUGCCUUAUUAUAUGGUGUCAUUACGAGUGAUUCAGAUUGUGACCGCCUACAGGAUGAUCUACAUAAGCUAGAACAGUGGCAAAAUCUAUGGCAGAUGGAAUUCAACCCCUCAAAAUGCAAAAUCUUAUGCAUUUCCAAUAAAAAGCAUCCUCCCCAAAAGCGGUAUUUGUUUUGUGGAGUAGAGCUAGAUCAAGUGGAAGAAAUAUCUUACUUGGGCAUUACUUUCACUAGUAAAUUAAAAUGGAAUCACCAUGUCUCUUCGGUGGCAAGUAAAGCAACGAAAGUUCUUGGUGUGAUGCGACGUAAUCUGUGGAAUUGCCCCACGAAAGUGAGAGAAACAGCAUACAAAUCCAUUGUACGACCCAAGCUAGAAUAUGCAUCAACAGCCUGUGAUCCUUACACUAACAAGGACAAAGUGGCUUUGGAAAGAGUGCAGAGAAAAGCAGCGCGUUUCUGUUCCAAGAACUACAAUCCUAUGUCAAGUGUCACUGAUAUGAUUGAAGAUCUAAAUUGGGAAAGUUUAGAAGUUAGAAGAAAGAAAGCUAGAUUGACAUUGUUGUACAAACUCUCUCGGAAUCUUGUAGACGUUGAAACAAAUAAUUACUUGCUG